Messenger RNA from Sinocyclocheilus grahami, 3152 nucleotides. RefSeq names its product NMDA receptor synaptonuclear signaling and neuronal migration factor-like. The record is from RefSeq and is a predicted model, not a curated record. NCBI's taxonomy places the organism in Eukaryota, Metazoa, Chordata, Actinopteri, Cypriniformes, Cyprinidae. The coding region runs from base 208 to 1956 and encodes 582 amino acids. The transcript has 14 exons. Gene Ontology annotation, biological process: regulation of neuron migration; regulation of neuronal synaptic plasticity.
GUUGACACUAGCAAGAGGAGACGGCAGCAUCCUCUGUCCCGCAUCUCCUCCAGAAUUGUGUGUUAUGCUAUAAAAAGACCUUCAUGUGAACGCAGAAGGACCCGCAUCCUAAAACCAACGUGUUCAAUCUUUUUUUUCACGCGUUUUCUUCAAUGCUUUGACAUCUGGAAUGUGCUGUUUUCUUGCAAGCGUUGUCUCCAUGUCAGCAUGGGAACUGCAGUGUCCAAAAGGAAGAAUCUGAGAAAUGAUGCGAUUUCAUCGGUGGCAGCCAAAGUUAGAGCAGCUCGUGCAUUUGGAGAGUACCUUCACACCCAUCCUGAGAACCGCAACGGAUCAGAUCACUUACUGUCUGACACCCUCGUUGGCCACGACUCUGACUCCCCAGACAGCCUGUGCACUCAGAACAACAACUUCCACAGCUGCACCCCCCAGGGCUCAGCCGUCAGUGCCAACCCCAGCUUGAUCAAUCCCGCCCUGGGCCUUCUGGAACCGCCACCUCCGGCAACUUCCUCCAAGAGUCGGCUGUCCCUAGAGCGCAGCUUUUCGGCAGAGGAGGAUCAGCAGAAGUGCGUGGAGUGUUCCCUGCAGCCUGCUCGGGUCUACACCAUCACCGGAGAGAGCGGCAUGCUGGGAACCAGCCGGGGAAGCAAGGAGAACCUGGAGCUCGAGGUCUUGAAAGGGGCGCAGGAGGCGUGUCAUGCUCAAGAGCUCGCCCAGCCCUCUACGUCCUCCAACUCGUCUUCUCCGACCCAGCACCACCACCGCCACCAUGGAAGUGGAAGCGGAAGUGGAUCUGGAAACCAUCAUCACAGCAACCCCCAUCAUGGCAACCACCAUCACAGCAACACCAGCGGAGGUGGAAGCAGCGGAGGAACAAACCCCCACCAGCACAUCUCCAGUGCAGGGACGUCGCACCAUCACCACGAGGUGCCCCAUCCCCACCACCUUUCCCAGCCUCUGCAGAGCUCGGUCAGCGCACACAACAUUCGUGGCUGGGGGGAGGGAAAGGACUGCGGCCUGGCGUGUGAGGCCUGUCCCGGGGCUCCCUCGCGCAGCCAGGGCUCCCUGGACCUGGAAAGCAGCACCCGAGAGGCAGGCAAGCAGCGCCGGCCACCACUAGAGCGGAUGUGCAGUGUGGACCGCAUGACUGGGCUGGAGCGAGAAGAUAACAGUUGGUUCCCUAAAGAGAACAUGUUCAGCUUUCAGACUGCUACAACGACCAUGCAGGCGAUUUCGAAUUUCCGGAAGCAUUUAAGAAUGGUGGUGCUGUUUAUUCCUGAUGGUGGGGAUCUGCAGACGACCUGCGGUACUCCAGAGGAGGGCGGCUGUGAAGACAUGGACUGGGAGGAGGAGAGAGAGAUGGAGAGACUAGCAUGUGAGGGAGAUGACUUCAUCCCUCCCAAAAUUAUGCUGAUCUCAUCUAAAGUUCCUAAAGCAGAAUAUGUUCCCAACAUCAUUCGAAGGGGUGAUACAUCUAUUAUACCCAUACUCUAUGAUCAUGAGCAUGCCACGUUUGAUGAUAUUUUGGAGGAGAUUGAGAAGAGAUUGACAGCCUACAGGAGGGGCUGUAAGAUCUGGCGCAUGCUGAUCUUCUGUCAGGGUGGCCCGGGGCACCUGUACCUGCUGAAGAAUAAAGUGGCAACUUUUGCCAAGGUCGAGAAAGAGGAAGACAUGAGCCAGUUUUGGAAACGUCUGAGCCGGUUUAUGAGUAAAGUGAAUCCAGAGCCGAACCUGAUCCACAUCAUGGGUUGCUACGUCCUGGGCAAUCCGAAUGGAGAGAAGCUGUUCCAGAAACUGAAGAACCUGAUGAGGCCUUAUUCUGUCACGUUUGAGUCACCGCUGGAGCUCUCCGCUCAGGGCAAAGAGAUGAUUGAGAUGUACUUUGAUUUCCGUCUGUUUCGACUUUGGAAAACCCGGCAGCACUCAAAGCUCCUCGACUAUGAAGAUCUCGUGUGACCCCACGCGGGUCAGUGCAUAGCAUUGCGGGCAGGACGUCCCACUGUAAAACUCCAUUCCACCAGCUUUCAUUUUGGAAUACAGGAGGAAGAGGAGUGGAGAUGGAUACAGCUGCGCCUCGAGUAUUGUUUAUUUCAGCUCGCCUCUGCGGACUUCGAUCACCUCAGAACGGUAACACUCAACAAAACAAAAACGAAUGGCAAAUGGUUCAAAACACAAGAGAAAUCCGGAUAUGUGGUGUUUUUGUUCUCUAAUGGAGAAAAGAGAAGCCGUUUCUCAGAACUGGUUGACAGUCUAUCGACUGUUUUUGUUUUUAACUAACCAACAGUUAUCAAUCACUAGCCCAGACGGUUGUGCUUACAAAAGUGUCCCGCCGAAACUUACCUACCAGAACACAAAAAUGGUCAUAUAUGAAAUAACAACUAAUAUAUCGGUAUACAUACAGGAUAUACAUCUCAUGAGUAUAUAGAUUAGCUAAAGUCAUGCCCAUAAUCUAAAUGUCAAUUGUACACAAUUUACUUUUUCAAUGUUUAUUGUUGUGGUCUUUCUAAUGAACUAUUUUGAAUAACUCAGGUUUUAGGAUCUACAGAUAUAUUAAUUACUAACCUAUCCAAAUGUGUGGAAGUCAUUUUGGUGGAAAGAAUGUACAUUCUGCCAACAUACAGUACUUAUAUGUGAUCAUUUCAGAGGUUUAGGAAUCUUUUGUCAAGUUUUGCUUUUGACACAACUCAUGUCUCCACAUUAUAUGCCACAUUAUAUCUGUCCCUCCAACAUAAAACAUACACUGUAGGCCCACAUUGCAAAACACAGUCAUACACAGUCCCCAAACUGGGAAAUCGUGACUUCCAGUCAUAAUAAUAGAAACACUGACCUCAAUAUAGCCAGACAUCUACACCAGGUGCACCUGAAGCAUAGGCAGGAACAUAGCAUUACAGGGAGAUGUUACAGAAUUGCUCAAAUAAGCGCUUCUGUCAAUGUGUUCAUAACAAUUAGGCUGUUUUCACACUUGGUUUGAACCUGUCUGUCUUUAAACAUAGAAUUCGGCUUCAAAUGGCAGUAUAUUUGCGCCUUCAUCAUGUGUACUUCAAUGAGUACAUGUGGCUGCUAUCAAGUGUUAUCCAGUUUACUUUUUUACUCAUGUUUUGUCGGUUUGGUUUUAAUACCAAAUUUUAAUGUGCAUGUUCCGGCUGUAUUAA